GAUCCGACUCGACCCGUCUCUCCGCUCGCUCAUUGCACGCGCAACUGUUUCGGCACGUUCGAAAAUAUUUUUCAAUUUCAAUCAAGUUUCGGGGAAAACUUUGGGCUCUCGGCAUUGUCCGCCUCUGACAACGCCUCGUUGUGCGCUAUUUUCGUUACGUUUUGUUGCCUCCGAGCACAAUUUUCGAAAUUAUUUUUCCCGUUUUCCGCCGAGUUUUACUACGGCUGCAGGCGCAACAUGAAGUCUGUGUGUUUACCUCGCUAAACUUCUUUGCGGGCUAAUAAUAAACCAUGUUGUCCGGCCGGCAGAGGCCAGAAGCCAGCAGACAGCAGCAUCAGCAGCCAGGAACCGGCAUACACCCUCAUUCCAUUCCAACUGCAACACAGCAUUGGUCCAUUAGCCCCAAUUUGCUGGGAAUGUGGGAGCUAAUGGGAGUGGCGGUGGCCGUACGUGAGGAGAGGCAGGCAGGCGAGCAAAGAGCUCGGGGUUAUUGCCACAGGUUGUUGCUGGCCAGAGGGAGAGCACAAUUAUAAUUUUUUAAUCUAAACCCGAUGACAUGAUCGAAAAACUACUCUUUUUACGGCAAUUAAAAUUGUAAUCUAAAUAUGAUGAUAAAUAAUGAUACAAAAAAUGACUAGAGCAUUGUAAAUGUUCAUUAGUGCGUUUUAUAUAUCCAAACUAAUACUUAAGUCCCAAGAGUAUUUGUUUUUCAAAAAUAUCUGCCUGACCCUGCUCUUCUCUUUAGCUACAGGGAAUAAAUAAUGCGCAACAAUUUGGUUCGGAGCACUGUAUCCGGGUUUGUUUUCUAAAUCAAAUGUCGGGUUGUAAGUACAGUCACACCAUUACUCCGAUACCAUCAAUUUUAAUCUAGAAUCUAUUAGAUGUGAUACACAAAAACCAUGUUAAUGAGCGCAGAACAUGCUACCUUAGUUCCCAGUGGAGAUUUGUAUAAAAAGAGACACCGAAAGAAGUAUUGAAAGUUGUAGAUCAUUAUUUUCAAACCUAUCAAAAGAUGUUCUCGUUCUGGCUACAGGCUCUUGUGCUCUUGCCCACAUUGUACUUUAAAGCACAAAGCCCCUACAAAGGGAAGUUCGAGUCGAUGGAGACCGUUCAUGGAGACGAAGAAACAUUAUUUGAAUAUAACCUAAAGCUGGUGGGACGCCAGCGGUUGGUAAAUGGAACGAUAAUCCACCAUGUUGAUCUCGACGAGGACUAUGAAAUAUGGAUAGAUAUCUGGAUAUUAAAGAACGGAAAUUGGACACCAAACAAUAUCAGUUUGCGCCACAAGCCCUGCCACUUUAUGAAGAACAUUUUUGCGUCGUAUUUCGAGCCAUCCCUGCUUGACUCGAACGUGCCCAAAGGCGACGACAAGUGUCCGUUCCGAAAGGGUGAAUACUACGUGAAGAAUGUUGAGCUCAACACUGAAAGCUGGUCAAUAUUUAUCAACCGAGGUUUGAACAAAUGGUGUGUUUCUAUUAAGAGAAAUGGCAAAGUAGUUGGUGGCCUUACAGUGGUGAUGGAUCUUGUAGAUCGAGGUACUUGAUCUUGUAACAACUGAUAAACCGCAUCGAUCCUUUAAUAAACAUAUGCAGACAUUGUCUAUAUGAUUCGAUUUCUCACUGGUAUUCCGCUUUCUCUUGUAGCCAUCGACCUUGCUCUGCACAUUCC
Molecule: messenger RNA, 1668 nt
Organism: Drosophila pseudoobscura
Lineage: Eukaryota; Metazoa; Arthropoda; Insecta; Diptera; Drosophilidae
Gene: CheA46a
Product: Chemosensory protein A 46a
Exons: 2
Coding region: 1013-1543 (176 amino acids)
Source: RefSeq, a predicted model, not a curated record